GGGCCCGCGGGUCCUUGCCCUCCAGCACACGCCUAUUUAUUCUGGCCUGCGCCUCGAAAUUCAAACCUCCUCCUUCUUUCUUCCGCAACUCGCUCAGCUCAGCCGACCGACCUUCUCUCCACCAGCAGCUCCGACCUUUGCGGCCAGCUCAGCAGUUCCAACUCUCGCGCGCAGCAUCAAGAAGACUCUUCAUUCGUCUCUUUGCCCUUCCCUCCUUCUUUCUCCUGUUAGGCACCGCAGAAAUUUUUCAAGAUGCCGCCGAAGGAGAAAACGACCAAUUUCAAAACGUGGGAGACGCAGGCUCGCCUGCUCGCCGCGGUGGUGGCUUCCCUUGGGGAGAACUUCCGCUUCGAUUACAAGACAAUCGCCAAGUACUUCGCUCGGGACACGACCGAGUCGGCCAUCGAGCACCGCUUCCGGGCCAUCAAGGUCCAAGCCGCCGCCGCCAAGGAGGCGGUGGAAAAAAACGUGGACCCGAUGGAGGUGAACCUCACCUCCAUCAAGACCAGGGACGAGAUCCGCGACCUGUUCGGAGCCAGCACGGAGGGCGGCAUCGGCUUCCAAUUCCGCGAAAUCAAGCAGGGCGCAAAGGUCCUGACCAAGGCCGUGCAGAGCGGCGAGGAUCCCGUGGCUGCUUUCAGCAGCCACCUGAGCGGCGGAACGGGUGCCACCACCACCGCCCCCACCACACCGAGCACCACCAAGCGUGCUCGGUCCACCAAAAGGACCGCGUCCGGCUCGGGCGCCACGCCGGCCACCAAGCGCCGCAAGGCUGCCGUCAAGCCCGAGCCCGAGUUUGACGACGACGAGGACUCGCCCGAGGUCGACUACGAGGAGCUCGACCUCACUCCCACCAAGGAGAAGAAGAAGUGGCGCCCGCACGCCGGUCAGCUGCUUCCGCCCGAGGCCUGGCGCAAGCCCCCUCCGGGUACCAAGGGACCUCGCUCUUCCUUCAGCCAGGUCCGCACCCAGGUCCGCAUUGCGCCUGCUCCUCCCCGGCCUGCCACCCCCGCCUACACGCUGGCCCCCAUCCCGGGAACGACCAACCAGCCCAUCGCCGGCGGAUACGCCAAUUACCCUGCCUUCGCCACCGGCAGUUCCGUUCCGUCCGUGGCCAACUCGCCAGCCGUCGACAUGGACACCGCGCGCCGCGAUUCCGCCGCCUUCUCCGUCGGCAGCGGCAGCAGCUUUGCCGGUUCGCCCCCUCCGGAGGCAUUCAUGUCCCAUGCGAACCCGCACCAAACUUCCGGCAUGAUGAUGACCACGAGCCAGUAUUCCCCGGUUCCCGGUUCUUCCGCCACGAUCGGCAUGGGCAACGUGCAGUCGUUCCACGGAUUCGACGCCGCCUCCCCCUCGGCCUCCGUUUCUGAGGCCCACACUCCCCAGAGCACCACCUCGUCCUACACGAUGAUGGCAGCCGGUCCCGCCACAACCGCUCAUCCCUCGUUCUACGCCGCCCAGGAGCAGUACUCUCCGACGGCCCAGACCUACACCGACUCCGGUCUCGAGCCCCAGGGCGACUACGUCUAUCCCUCUCCUCCCAAGCCGCGGGAUGAUGCCAAGUCGCAAACUUACGGCUCCGAUCAGGCGCCGCCGUUCGCCGGCGAUUUCGACGACUUCAGCAACUGGGGAAACCUGCAUGGCUAUGACGACGCGGGCGAUUGCUAAACAAGGCAAGAAGAAACAACAGCCCAGCGAGAAAAGAAACGGGUUGUGGCUUAGCCUCCCCCUCUCCUCCGAAGAUCGCAGACCAGCAAGCACUGCCCUCCCUCCAACUUUACAUCACGGCGCAACCGGACGAACUGUCCUUGUCUCAUUCCUCCC
Molecule: messenger RNA, 1824 nt
Organism: Thermothielavioides terrestris NRRL 8126
Lineage: Eukaryota; Fungi; Ascomycota; Sordariomycetes; Sordariales; Chaetomiaceae
Exons: 4
Coding region: 253-1668 (471 amino acids)
Source: RefSeq, a predicted model, not a curated record